AUGGCAGGUCAAUCGGCAAAGAAAAUUGCAAAGGAAACUUCAAAAUACAGAAUUAUAUACUUAAUAAUUUUAUCAUCUUGUAUUUUAUUCCACUUCUUAUUUAAGAGACUUUACAGCUUAUCUUAUUAUAAAAGUUGGGAUUUUAUUGGUAUUUCAGUUAUUGCAAUAAUAUAUAUAGUAACUUAUUCUGGAAUUGUUUCCCGUCUUAAAGUUGGUGCUGGAUACUCAAUUUACCAAGAUAUAUUUAUUGUAAAUACUAUUGUUGCAUUACUUUCCAUAUUUUCUAAAUAUGCGUGGUAUAUCUACUUAGUUAUUCCAGGAUAUCUUAUUUAUAAAACACUGAAACUAAUAAUUACUUGGGUAUUCACUCCAGAACCUGAAUUACAAAUGCCAAGAAAAAUUAAAGGUUCUCAUGGUAAUAGGAGAAUGUGA
Molecule: messenger RNA, 432 nt
Organism: Cryptosporidium muris RN66
Lineage: Eukaryota; Apicomplexa; Conoidasida; Eucoccidiorida; Cryptosporidiidae
Exons: 2
Coding region: 1-432 (143 amino acids)
Biological process (GO): vacuolar protein processing
Cellular component (GO): intracellular membrane-bounded organelle
Source: RefSeq, a predicted model, not a curated record